AUGCCUUCAACGCCGGAAGAGAUGCGCAGGACAAGCCUUACAUUUUAUAAAGUUGCUAAGUUCCCAGGUGUCAUUGGUGCUACCGAUUGCACGCACGUUAGGAUUCAGUCGCCUGGCACCGACCAAGCCGAGAACUAUCGUAACCGCAAAGGUUGGUUCUCCAUCCACGUGCAAACAGUGGUCGAUGCGGAAGCUCGAAUUACGAACAUUGUUGCUCGCUGGCCACGUUCUACUCAUGAUGCCACGAUAUUCAACAAUUCGCGGUUGUACCGACGAUUGGAGACUGGAGAAUUCGGCAACAAUUUGCUUGUAGCCGACGGCGGAUAUCGUAAAGCCGAAUAUAUAGUGACACCGCAUUUGAACCCGCAAACAGGUGAAGAGCAACUUUACAACUACAGCCACAUUAGCACGCGUAAUGUCGUGGAGAGGUCAUACGGUAUACUUAAACGACGUUGGCCUGUACUAUCAAUGGGUAUGCGUGUGCGCAUACAUACGGCCCAAUCAAUAAUUGUCGCAUGUGCUGUUUUACACAACAUUGCAAUGAACGAACGGGACUACGUACCGGACGACGAAAUCGAUGGAAUCAACGAUGGGAUGGGCUCCCUGCACGAGUCAGUUACAGAUCGCGAUAGACUCACAAGAGAAUAUUUCCACGGAUUGUUAAUGGCUGGAAGAUAA
This is a messenger RNA of Rhagoletis pomonella (apple maggot), 678 nucleotides long. RefSeq names its product putative nuclease HARBI1. Lineage: Eukaryota; Metazoa; Arthropoda; Insecta; Diptera; Tephritidae. The record is from RefSeq and is a predicted model, not a curated record. The transcript is spliced from 2 exons. Bases 1 to 678 code for a protein of 225 amino acids.